UCACACAAAAUCCACAUCAUAGUCCAGAGAUGGUGAGAGCAGAUUAGCACAGCCCAAAAACUCCAGUGAAUGGUCUUAUUAUACAAGCCAGAGUUCACAUCACCAAGCGCUCAACAGUGCAACAUCAUAUCAUGCAGAUAAGUAGCCCGAGUCACUUAGCGCUCAACAACGCAUCCUCCAUCAUCGCCAACCAGAGUUCGUAUGGGAUUGCGCAAAAUCUGCAGAACCUUUCUUGGUCGCAGAAAUGGUGCCCUCGACAGCUGCUGCACGAGUACUACUGUUCCAGCUCCCCUCUCCGUUACCCAGCUCAUGACGAAACGUUGUUACCCCCCUUGAAGCCUCUCAGUCAGCUAUCUCCACUCCAUGGACCAGUCUUAAGGGUAUGCAAGACUCGUAGAAUGUGUUUUGCUCUGUCUCGUGCGACGUCUUCUUUAACUGCGACCUCGAUGGGCAGUCGAGCGUCAGACAAUCUGUGCUCGAAAUCUUAUCGCACGAGCUGCAGGACCGUUGAUGCCUCCAUCGAGCGGUUGAGAUAUGGUGGUGGUGGCGGUGCCGGCGCCGGCGGCAGAGUGUCAGUGCCGAUGGAAUGGAUUCUGGUUGUCAGGAAGAGUGGCAGGCUCGGCGUCCAUCAGAUACGAGCUCGUAACUCAAACAACAGUGAGUCUGAGGAGGACCCAUGGGAGAGAGAAGAGAGGAGGUGGUUGAGGGAGGAGCAACGGUGGCUGCGAGAAGAAGAACGCUGGCUUAGGGAACAUGCAAGAUGGGAGUUGGAGAGGCAGAGGUCUGAAGAGGAGAGGGAGAGGCUGAAGAAUGAGCUGGAAUCCUUGAGGCACGAGCUCGAGCUUGCAACUGCCGCUCUCAGUCAACAGCCAGAGGUAGUUGGAGCAGCCUCCAGGAUUUCGGACUUAGUUGACAUCAUCGAAAAAUUUAGGGCGCUUGCAGGAGGAACCCAAGCUGGACUGGAGACGUUGGGCACCACUGAAAAAAAAAGGGCAAACAACAUUCUAGGCGAUGGGGCCGGAAGAAUGACAUUACCGGAUGGAGUACUGCAGAGAGAGGACGACAGCGUGGGCUUCACAGAGAGCAGAAGUUUGGCGAAUACGGGAUCCGAUCAUGAAGCUUUGUCAUUCGUAUCUGAACCAAGCCCUAGGGCAGGAGCGGGAACAGAACCAGGACCAGGAACAGCAGCAGGAACAGGGGCAGCAGCAUCGAAAGCAGAAGCCUCUUCAACAACGGCAGUUGGCAGCGGUGCACUAACCGUCAACGGACAUGGGCGAGCUGUUGGUGGUGCUGUACCUGCAAAGAGGAGGACUCUUCGGUUUGGCUCGGAAGGAGAUGAUGUGAAAGUCCUGCAGGAUGCACUUGCCACCGAAGGCUUUUACAGUGGGGAGGAAGAGAUGGAGUUUUGCAUGUUUGAUCGCGGGACCGAGAGAGCGCUCAAGACGUACCAGAGCAGCAUUGGCGUGAAGGAAGAUGGCGUUGUGACGGCGGAAAUUUGGUCGCGACUGCUUGGCGUCGAGGUUGGAGAGUCUCAAGGAACAGCAAAGCCGUCAGAAGAUACGGUGACGGAGAACGUAUCGCGCUCGAGCUUGAGUGCAGCUCCGGUGUCCCGCACAGAAGUCGACCGAUCUGCUGCGCAAACAGAGCUCGUGGGAAAAGUAGAACAGGUGGUGGAAGAGAGAAGGGUGUAUUUGUUGGGUGAAGGACGGUGGGAGCAGCCAUCUCGCAUCCGGAAGAACACUGAACCCAACACUUCCAGUUCCAGUUCCAGGUUCAGUUCCAGUUCCAGUUCCAGUACCAAUUCCACUGAAGGGAAGAAGGAAUUGCAGAAAUGUUAUGCGUGCCGCGGCGAGGGCUUGAUGUUAUGCUCAGAAUGCCAGGGGACUGGGGAGCUUAAUGUUGAAGACCAGUUUCUGGAGUGGGCAGGUGAGGAUCCGAAGUGCCCAUACUGUGAGGGUACGGGUUUUCUCGCCUGCGACGUCUGCGAUGGUUCAGGGCAUGAGCCCAACCCCAGCAUUGUCUGACCUCUUCAAGAUUCUUGGUCAACUGUGUUGACCUCUUCAAGAUUCUUGGUCAACGGUGCUGACCUCUUCAAAGUUGCAAGUAUUUUGACGGCGACUGCAUAAUAGACUUCAACAUCCCCAACGCGAGAGUGAUCGGCAAUCGACCCGGCGAUCUCAUCUCGCAGUCUUUGUACAACAUGAGAGAGAGGGAAGGUGAAUGGCUGAUAGCAGCUGCUGCAGCCAAAUCUAUUAGGGAGGGGGAGAGGGAAGUGGAGAUGAGCACACUCCGGCGGUCCAACCUUUUUUUUUUCUGACUGGCGAGAGUUCUCGAUAUGCGCCCAAUCGAUGCCAAUCACUGCCAACACAACUCUGCUGACAAGAGACCAGGCAAGAGAAGAGGUCAACCUUCCGCACUCGUUCUAUUUAUAGCCCGCCGCAUGUCAUGUCUGAAUUUACUGUUUUGAAGGCACCCAGCGGAAAAAAAAAAAAAAAAAAAAAAGGGAUAACGAUAACAGAAGCCGAAUCUAAAACCCAACCAAGGGAUAAUACAAGAGCAGUCAAAAAAAAGUGCAGAAGUUAUGUCCGUCGGCCGGCUUUUCUUCAAAUGCCUCGGGUUCGCACCGGUCACUGGAUUAUCUUUAGGAAAGCCUACUUCUACUUUGACCAGAUGAGAUGCUACUUUGACCAGAUGAAAGCCUAAUUUAAUUUGACCAGAUGGAAAGCCUAAUUUAAUUUGACCAGAUGAAAGCCUAAUUUAAUUUGACCAGAUGAGAUGCUACUUUGACCAGAUGAAAGCCUAUUUUGAUUUGAGCAGAUGAAAGCCUAUUGUGAUUUGAGCAGAUGAAAGCCUAGUACAAUUUGACCAGAUGAAACGCUAAUAUAAUUUGACCAGAUGAAAGCCUCAUUUAAUUUGACCAGAUGAAAGCCUAAUAUAAUUUGACCAGAUGAAAGCCUAAUAUAAUUUGACCAGAUGAAAGCCUAAUUUAAUUUGAUCAGAUGAAAGCCGAAAGCCUACUUUGACCAGAUUAUUAUCUCUUGGACAGCUUACGUGAGGUUUGUGGAGGAGGGUACUACCAGGGUACAAUGCUAUAAUUCUGCAUGUAAUAUGUUACUGCAGGAAGCGGCCAGGUGCAGCACAUCUGAUCAGAGACUGACUGCUCCUCAGUGAUUCCACACUGCCGUCUUCCCCCGAACACAACGCGCACCCUCAUCUCAUGACUGUAUCGGACCGGAAAGAUAGCUUGUAUACAUUCAUUAUCGGCCUGCUCCACAAUUAUACCACACCUUAGCACAGCAGCUUGUGUUUCCACGCACGCACACGAGUUUGUUUCGACAUAAGUUUUCUUUCCUUCUUUGCUCGAUUAUGUAAUCAAUCGCUUAUCUUACUUUGCGUUCUACCCACUGUAAGAGUUUGAGCUUCACAAGACUGCCUUCCUGUCUUUCCGAGUAGCACGUCAGUAGCACAUCAGUACGUAAUUGUAACUAGUCGUAGUGAUUUCUUCAAGGUCUCAACUUCAUUAAUGGUUAGUAGAUUUUUUUCUAUUUCCACUUUAUUUUUCAUUUUUCUUUUUUUUCUUUUUUUUGAAUUUCUUUUUUUUUUUGUGUGUGUUUGUGUGUGUGUGUUAGUAGAUACAUUUGUUUAAGAGUGCAAUGAUUCAGAUUGUGUAGCUCAGUAACAGGAUAAUUAUAUUCUUUUUUUUUUUUUUUUUUGCGGGGCAGGAAGGGGGGGGGAAGGGUGAGAAGGGGAGAUUAUAAUAUUCUGUUGAUAACUUGAUGUUGGAACAGAGGAACUCCACUGAUAACAAUAAUAUUCUGUUGACGUCCAAGCUCCACUGAUUAAGACUCAUUAAGUAAAUCAAUAGGCACUACGAUU
This is a messenger RNA of Chara braunii, 3876 nucleotides long. NCBI's taxonomy places the organism in Eukaryota, Viridiplantae, Streptophyta, Charophyceae, Charales, Characeae. The record is from the annotation of a GenBank genome assembly.